AUGGAGGAAAAGGAGGCUAAUGUGGAACUCGGCGAUGAUCAGGGUGAGGUAGACUUCAACCCCUUCAAGAGCCGCAACCUGAAACACCCUACUACGAAUGUUGACACCCUGAUCCACCUGCUGAAGGGCAGUCUGGGAACGGGAAUUCUGGCCAUGCCCCAGGCCUUCCUGAACGCAGGAAUGACGUUUGGCCUGGUGGCCACUUUCGCCAUCGGCUUCAUCUGCACCUACUGCGUGCACAUUCUGGUCAAGUGUGCCCACGAGUUGUGCAGGCGAACAAAGACGCCUGCCCUGGAUUUUGCUGAUGUUGCCGAAGUCGCUUUCAAAAAUGGCCCACCCCUGUUGAGAAAAUUCGCGGCAGCCGCCAGAUCAACAAUAAACACUUUCCUUGUUGUGAAUCUUCUUGGGGCCUGCUGCGUCUACACCAUCUUUGUUGCACAUAACAUCAAGCAGGUGGCUGACCACCACUGGCAGCUCGGAUGGGACACCCGCGUCUACAUGGUUUGCCUGUUGGUGCCGCUAAUUUUGCUCAACAUGAUCCGCAACCUGAAGCUGAUGGCCCCCUUCUCGAUGGUUGCUAACCUGCUGAUGGCCACUGGCAUGGCCAUCACCUUCUACUACAUCUUCCAAGACGUGCCCAGCGUGACCGAGAGACCCCAGUUCUCCUCCUUCCACCAACUGCCCCUCUUUUUCGGCACUGUCAUCUUCGCCCUCGAGGGAAUUGGAGUUGUUAUGUCCCUUGAGAACAACAUGGAGACUCCUCAACACUUUAUCGGCUGUCCCGGAGUGCUGAACAUUGGCAUGACCGUCGUCACCGCUCUUUACAGUGCAGUCGGUUUUUUCGGCUACCUCAAGUACGGCGAGGAUACUAAGAGUGCAAUCACCCUCAACCUGCCUGUAGAUGAAAUCUUGGCGCAAUCAGUCAAGAUUAUGAUCGCAAUAGCCAUUUUCCUGACCUACGCCUUGCAAUUCUAUGUUCCCUUUGAUAUCAUCUGGCGCAGUGUUAAACCGUACUUGAAGGAAAAAAAUGAGCUGGUGAUGGAGUUUGCUUUGAGGAUAACCCUCGUCGUUUUCACCGUUGCUAUUGCGGUCGCCAUGCCCAACCUGGGCCCCUUCAUCUCCUUGGUUGGUGCUGUAUGUCUCUCCACCCUGGGCCUCGUGUUCCCCGCUAUUAUCGAAAUCGUCACUUUCUGGGACGAACAGUCGACCGGCAAGUUCAGGUGGCUUCUGACUAAGAACUUGGCUAUUGUGACUUUUGGAAUCCUUGGUUUUGCCACCGGAACCUGGACAAGCAUCGAGGAAAUCAUCGCAGGCUCCGCAUGA
Neocloeon triangulifer is the source of this 1323-nucleotide messenger RNA. RefSeq names its product proton-coupled amino acid transporter-like protein pathetic. Gene Ontology annotation, cellular component: vacuolar membrane. Gene Ontology annotation, molecular function: amino acid transmembrane transporter activity. NCBI's taxonomy places the organism in Eukaryota, Metazoa, Arthropoda, Insecta, Ephemeroptera, Baetidae. Bases 1 to 1323 code for a protein of 440 amino acids. The record is from RefSeq and is a predicted model, not a curated record. Gene Ontology annotation, biological process: amino acid transmembrane transport. The transcript has 9 exons.